AUGGGCUCCGCAGAGCAGCAUCUGCCACAGCUGCAGGCGAGAAUGGCUUCGACGCAGCACCGAGCGUCGCGUGCCAGCUGGCCACGUGCCGGCCCGGGGCGUGCGGAGCUUCCACGCAGACGCAAUGAGUCGGAGAGCGUCUCCGGGUGGUCUCGUCAUGGCGGCAUCUCCGUCUGGGACACGCAUAACGGGUAUUCGUCUCGCCCGGCGAGCGAGGCGAAGGAUCGGAUCGCAUGA
Molecule: messenger RNA, 237 nt
Organism: Sporothrix brasiliensis 5110
Lineage: Eukaryota; Fungi; Ascomycota; Sordariomycetes; Ophiostomatales; Ophiostomataceae
Exons: 1
Coding region: 1-237 (78 amino acids)
Source: RefSeq, a predicted model, not a curated record